Hirsutella rhossiliensis is the source of this 2913-nucleotide messenger RNA. RefSeq names its product spinocerebellar ataxia type 10 protein. Gene Ontology annotation, cellular component: cytosol. NCBI's taxonomy places the organism in Eukaryota, Fungi, Ascomycota, Sordariomycetes, Hypocreales, Ophiocordycipitaceae. The coding region runs from base 1 to 2913 and encodes 970 amino acids. The record is from RefSeq and is a predicted model, not a curated record. The transcript is spliced from 3 exons.
AUGGCGGACACGGCCUCGUCCAAGGAAGCCAUGACUCGCGUGGUGGACUACGCAGCUUCCGGCUCAGGAGCUGCCGCUGCUGGUCACGAUGAAACCAUCGAGGAGCGCUGCUUCUCGGCGGCGCUCAUCUGCCUAGAAGGCCACUACACUCAGUCACCCCCCAUGGGCCCUCACACGGCCGCCCGGGUCAACUCGAUGAUAUCAAAGACGCUGGAGAAGACUCACACGUUGAGAGCGGCCCGUGAAGCUCUCUCACGCAACGUGGCGAUAUGGAUCUGGCUCACGAGGAUUUUUGCUGCCGCGAUCCCGAGCCUCACAACAAGAUCCGUCGGCCCGCUUUCAAGCUUGAACGACCCGGAAAAGGGCGUCAGCCCACAAGAAAGCACUGCGCUCAUCGUCAUGAACCACGCCUCCAUCAAGGAAGACCUCGGCACCCUCAUCAAGCUCAUGCACGUGGCCAGAAAUCUGCUCGUUAAUGCCGAACCGGAGGUCCCUCAAGACAUAUGCGCAGCCGUUCAUUUCGACCAGAUGGUCUACCAAACCAUCAUCCUUUGUGUAAACGUCACGAGCAAGGGAUACGACGGCGAAAUCCUUGACGAGGCUCAACGGCUGAAGCUCACAGAUAUCACAGAGCUUUACAAAAAACUUCUCGUCACGUCUCUCCAGCAAGCCCACAACUGGACGGCCAAACAUGACCGAAACAAAAUGUCCUUUUGGUUCGAUGUUCUCUUUGACGAUGAGGACGGUGCCUUAUCUCGAUCCGAAGAAGGAUCGGGCGACGGUUCGGGUUUUCGUCCAGAAGUAGCCAAGCAACAGGUCCAGCAUUGGCUCGAUCGCAACUCAAAGAUGUGCGAUACCGCCCGCAAGCUGCUCAAGGACUAUGCCCAAAACCAUGCAGACAAGCCGCCGGGCAAUCUGGCGCCUAUUCGACCCUUGGCGUGGAACUGGCUCCCCGAGGAUUCGGUAAAUGUGCCUACUGAUGUUGGCGAUAGCACGGAGAGAAUCAACCCCGUGUGGAAGCCGGAUGAACCGGACAAGUUCGAGCAGGAUCGAGCAUACGGCCGAGUAUCGAGAGAAAUUGACACCUGGUGGCUCCGGGCGCGAGAUCCCAACUACGAGGAAUGGGUUGUGGGCAUGCCCACAGUCGAGUUUGCACAGUCACGCACAGAUCACUGCAAGAACAACCUGGUGCAUCGUUACGCACAUUCCUACCAGGGCGAGCAGUCCCCUCCCCCCGAGGCCGCCGAGGAAGACCUUUUGGAUCACGAGCACUGCCACUGCCCGGAAUGUCAUGCAUGCCAACACGAGGACCACGAGCACGAGCACGAGCAUGAACAAGACCAGCAUGCGGAUGAACAUGACAUAGAGUGUGAGCAUCAUCGUCAUCAUCAUCUACACCACGACCACGACCAUGAUCACGAUCACGACCAUGAACAUGACCACGAUCAUGACCAUGACCACGACCACGAUCACGACCAUGACUACACCCACGAGUAUGUCGACGACAUGCUGGACGACGAAGAAGCCGAUGACGACGUAUCCUAUGGCGAAGGGCCGUUGACGGGUCUGCUUACCGAAGUCCCCAACAUACUCGAUCCGAAACAAAUUGAGGCGCUGCAUAUGAUUGUCAAGUCCUGUAUUCUGGACAACGCAGGCUCUGGUCUGACGCGCGCCGGCGAGAACCUGCAGAAGACGCGGUGCAGAAUGUUCUUGGCGCUGGACUGCGGGAAAAGUCUGCUACGGGAAUUGCUCGUCUUCAUCGCCGUCUGGGAUAAGGAUGAGCAGUCACUCAUAUUUCAAGUGACGACGCAAAUCGUCGAGGCUCUCCACCACAGCGCUCUGAUCCCGUACGCCUGGAACUCGCUGAGGAUACCAAAGGACAUCAUCUCGCCCGCGCAGACGGUGCUGUUGCGCUUGGUCAACCACAUGUUCCGCGCCCGAGUCCACAAUCCCGCGGCUCAGGAGACAAAGGACAACACGAGGGACAUCAAGCUGGUGCAUUUCUUCUUCAGCUUUUUCAGGAGCCGCAUCGUCCCCGAGUGUGCGGCGCUCAUGCAUCUGCAGGCUCAGAUUCGAGAGCAAAACUGCGACCCGGCAGAGUUCCCCGUCGACAGCUGGGACAUGGAGCGCGCAAAGGAUGGGCUGGUCCAAUACCUCGAGUUCCUCACCACAGUUGCCGAAACGGCGGAUACCAGGGCCAAGUUGAUUGACUGGGAAGCCGUGUACGACCUCAUCACCAUCUUGAGCGGGCUUGAAGCCGGCGUGCAGAAAAAAGCGCUCAUUGAGCUCCCGAAGCGGUCCCCCAAGGGCGAGCAAGUCAAUCCCAUGGUCGAGCGCCCGUACGCAACCGAGCACCAGACCAGCCCGUCUCCAUCGCCGCCUCCACCACCCUUGCAAGAGCCUGCGCACAAGUUUCCGUGGUCCGGCAUCAAGGGUCAGAUAUUCACCAUCAUCGCCACCCUCCUCCAGCCGCCCCCGGGACAGAGCAGCCCUGGAAACGCGCAGGUUCAGAUGCAGAUGGUCGGUUACAACGGCAUUGUCCCGCUACUCAACUGUUGCGCCUACGACGACCACAACCCGUACGCCAAAGAGCGCGUGACCAUUUGUCUCAAGUGGCUGCUGGACGGUUGCGAGGCGGCCAACAGCUUUUUCCGUGAGCUGGUGAGCUUCACUCCGCAGCCCAAUAUGAAGCCGCCGCCAGGCGGGACAACCAUCUCGACGAUCAGGGUGGACGGAAUCCAGGGCGAGGUCAAGGUCCAGGUGCGGUCGAGCUCGGCGGCUCGUGCCGACGGCAGCGGGAGCAGCAGUUGUCGGGACCUAAACGCGGAUCUGCUGGAGCGCGCGGCCUCGCUCAGCCUCGGAGCCGCUCCUCCGACGUGCAGGGGUACCAUUGAAGACGACUUCAUGGCCUGA